Messenger RNA from Eimeria mitis, 423 nucleotides. RefSeq lists its product as uncharacterized. Bases 1 to 423 code for a protein of 140 amino acids. The record is from RefSeq and is a predicted model, not a curated record. NCBI's taxonomy places the organism in Eukaryota, Apicomplexa, Conoidasida, Eucoccidiorida, Eimeriidae. The transcript has 2 exons.
AUGAAUGCCGUUGUUUCUUCGUCUGCUGCUUCUAAGGCGAUUGCCAGCAGCAUCUCACCUACACACACACUGCAUGCACAGCAGCAGCAACAGCAGCAGCAGCAGCAGCAGCAGCAGCAGCAGCAGAUGGAAGAGCAGAAGAAGGAGCAGCAGCAGCAGCAGCAGCAGCAACAAAAGGAGAGGCAGGAGAUCAGCAGCAGCAGCAGCAGCAGCAGCAGCAGCAGAUGGAAGAGCAGAAGAAGGAGCAGCAGCAGCAGCAACAGGAGAGGCAGGAAACGCAACAGAAGCAGCAGCAGCAAAAGGAGAAAGAGCAGCAGCAAAGAAAAAUCAGCAAAAGCAACAGCAGCAGCAGCAGCAGCAGCAACAGCAGGAGCAGCAGCAGCAGCAGCAGCAGGUGUACGUACAGCCGACGAGGCCGAGUAG